AUGAAGGGAGUGUUCUGGACGUCGCUGGCCGCCACCGCCCUGGCCGGGCCGCAGAGCCCCGCGCGGGCCCCGCCCUCCGGACCGGAAGCGGAAGCGGAAGUGGCGCCCGCGCUCCCAAGGCCCGCGCGGGGCUCCGCCUUGUGGCUCCAUGGGCUGGCCCUCGCCUGUGCCGCCAUUGGGUCCCUGGUGCUGACGGCAGGACUAGUUUUCUCCCACUGGUCCUUGCGUUCCGUGCUGCUGCGAGCCGGGGGGCAGCGGGUGACCAUCACCACCCACGCCCCCUUCGGCCUGGGAGCCGAGUUCCCCGUGCCCCUGCGCCACGUGUCCUGCCUGGCCCACCGGGGCGAGUUGCCCGCCGUGCUUCCUCUCAAGGUUAAGGGCCGGCGCUUCUACUUCCGCCUGGACAAGGCCGGACACUUCCCCAACCUGCGGCUCUUCGACGUCACGGUGGGAGCUUACCGGAGUCUGUGA
Messenger RNA from Tachyglossus aculeatus (Australian echidna), 471 nucleotides. Its product is annotated as transmembrane protein 223-like. The coding region runs from base 1 to 471 and encodes 156 amino acids. NCBI's taxonomy places the organism in Eukaryota, Metazoa, Chordata, Mammalia, Monotremata, Tachyglossidae. The record is from RefSeq and is a predicted model, not a curated record. Gene Ontology annotation, biological process: nervous system development. The transcript has a single exon. Gene Ontology annotation, cellular component: mitochondrion.